Cottoperca gobio is the source of this 7240-nucleotide messenger RNA. Its product is annotated as clustered mitochondria protein homolog. Bases 222 to 5768 code for a protein of 1848 amino acids. Gene Ontology annotation, cellular component: cytoplasm. The record is from RefSeq and is a predicted model, not a curated record. Lineage: Eukaryota; Metazoa; Chordata; Actinopteri; Perciformes; Bovichtidae. Gene Ontology annotation, molecular function: metal ion binding; protein binding; mRNA binding. Gene Ontology annotation, biological process: organelle organization; intracellular distribution of mitochondria. The transcript is spliced from 41 exons.
UUUGCCUUGUAGAGAGAGGGGUAGGAGUCACAGUUCUGAACAUACAGACCUUUACUUUCACUCUUCUGGGAACUCUUAACAACUCGGCUGCAAGUCUCUACUCACUCUCUUAUGCGUUCCUCCAGCACUUUGAAGCAAUACGUUUUUAAGGGGAAGCGGCUUCCAGCACAGAGAAGUAAAAACACAAGAAGACAGCUCACGAAAAACUACAACACGCAGCCAUGAAGGACAAAGUGAGGAGAGGAGGAGGAAGAAAUCAGGCCAAGGCUGAUGCAAUGAGCAUGACUGGUGGAAAAGAUGAUGUUGGUGUUAGGCAACACGAGGAUACAUCGUUCCCUGUGAAGAUACAGGGAGCAGGAGUAGAGCCAUUUGACUUGCAGGUCCAUGGAUUUUGGCUUGUUCAAGAUGCAGUAAUGGCUCUACUUUCCAGAGAUGAGGUGUGUCCCCGUUCCAACUUGUCACUGUCACUCGCUGGUACGACUCUGGAACCCCUCGCAGAACUGCAAAGCCUUAAGGGGCUUAAACCAGGUGCCAUUCUUCGCCUGGUGGAAGAACCCUACACCGCCCGCUCAUCCAGGCACCAUCUGGCUCGUGUGCUGGAGCUGCUGAGAGCGUCUGGACCUCAGGAUGCACUGAGAGAAGGACGCUCACCAAGCAUACUGGAGACACUCACACAUACACAUACACAAACACCAGACUCUAGAAUACCGAAUGGAAAGACCCUGAAACGCUCUUUAAGCAACACAAAAACAGAAACGACCAACCAAGAUGUAGCUCCACCUGAGUACCUCCUGCCUGGUUCCUCAGAGAGACCACUCAUGGCUCUGCUACCACACAGCUCCCAACCAGAGGCUCCCAGCUACCUGAGGGACUUGUCUCUCAGCUGUUGGAACCCGGCUCCGGGACACAGGAAGCUGCAGGGAGACUUCCUGUACAUCACUGUGGUGACAAUGGAGGAACGACGGUGUGACAUCACAUCCUGUCCUAAAGGUUUCUUCCUCAAUAGGUCUACAGAAGGAGUGUUUGAUCCUCGUCCUGCACAGUCUUCCCCAGUUUGUCACAGUUUCACUGACCUGCUCUGUUACAUCAGCCCUGUCUUCAAACAAACUUUGACCACACUUAAAAACGGCUCUCAGUUACCUCCAGUGGAGGUGAUGCCCACUCCUUACCAUACCCUGAGCUGGCUUGGGCCUCCCUGCGCCUCUCGCACUCACAAAAACACCUUCAGCCGACUGGGAGUGGAUGAACAGCCAGAAACACAGGCUCCAGACUGGAAUGAGGAGAUGCAAGUUGCCAGAGAUCUUCCACAAGGCAGUCUGGAGGAGAGGCUGCAGAGAGACAGAGCUAUACUCCAGGUAAAUGGUGCAUUUGUCAGGGCUGUGACGCAGGGGGCUGAAAUGGUUGUAGACGGCUUUGUGGACCCGGUGAAUGGAAACCCUGAAGACCCAGCUUUCCUGUGGGGCGGCCUCUUCAUCAGCCAGGGGGCAACAAGCGCAAUGUUUGGUGGUUACAGGGGUCGCAGGGCUGCUCAGAGACUGGAGCUUCAAGGAGUACAGGCCUACAGUAACAUCACUGAGCUGCAGGGGCUGCACAUUCUACCUACAGCCAUCGUAGACUACAGAGGAGUACGUCUGUCUGCUCAGGGUCUGGCCCCUGGGCUGGAAGGCUCAGAGCAGGACCAGGCAGCAGCUGCUCCUGCCUCAAGAGGCUUGCUGUAUGGGAUGAAUGCAGGACCCCAAGAGUCUCCCCAACGCAGACAGCUGCUACAGCUUUUGGCUCAGGCUGCCAAAUAUCUCUCUCUCCAGAGACAUGUUGUUGUGGGGCACAACAAUCACAAGGUACCACUGUUCACCUCAGUGGAUGCUCAAGGACUGUUGGGGGCUGAUGGGAGGUUCUACAUACUGGAUGUGUUCAGGACCUUCCCAGCUGAUGCAAACUUCUGCCCAGAGGUGGAGACAGAAGGCCAGACAGUAACUGGAGAAGAGGAGAGUAAUAAAAGCUGUGAAGAGGGCGAGGAGAAGAAGGGUUGUGUAAAAGAAGGAUGGCCAGAGAAUUAUCACUCAGACGCUGGGCUUCCAAAGAGCUUUCCCCACGGACUCUGUAGACUGAGGCCAGAGCUGGUGCAGGCCUUCAUCCAGCACAAACAUUGCCAGUACACUCAGCAUGUCAGGGAGACGUUGGAUGAGAAUGGAGGAUUAGAAGAAUGUGCAACAGCUUGCGAUUCUCGAGCCACUACGGCAGUACGAGCUGCUUGUAAAGCAGUGGGCUCAGUCAGCGACAUCAUCUUUGAGAUGCGCUUAAACCCAAGUGUCUUCUCUCCAGAAGUAUCCUUCCCUCCUGGUGAAAGUACGACAACAAAGCUGCAGGAGAGGUUACUGAGGGAAGCCGCCGCUUUCAUCAUCACACAUCAGAUACCAGCCUUUUUGGAGUAUUGCCUACACAGCAAUGAGGCACCAAUGGAUGGAGCUUCUCUAAAGCAGGCGCUACAUCAGAGAGGCAUCAGCCUCCGGUAUCUGGGCCAUGUGAUCACAAACAUCAGCCAGUCAGAACACAAGGAGCGCCUGAGGCAUAUAAUGAGAUCGGUCAUAGGUGAAAUAUUCACCCGCUCAACAAGAAGAGUGUUCAACAAUUUCCUCCAGGGUGUGGACAUGCCUAGUCUCUCUGCAGCUGUCAGUCACUUCCUGUGCUGCCUAUUGGUUCCUCACUUCACACCCGCUCCUGUGGGGGAAGAGACUAAGAAAAAGUCAAGGCGACGUGGCCGAGGGGCCGGGGCCGGGGCCGCUGAAAGCACGCUCUGGAGCACGCUUACAGGUGCUGAGCUGUGGAACCUGAUCUGCCAGGAUGCAGCUGAAACAUAUGGCAUCUCUGACGACCUUGGCUCUGGUCCAAACCACCUGGUGGAGCAUUACGGCCUUCAAAAGCUCUCUUUGCUCAGAGAGUUCUGUUUAAAGACCGGAGUACAGUUGAGACUGAGAGACUACGUCCUCGACAACCAAAAUAAAGCUCCCAUUGGUCCAGACGACGUCCUCAACAUCUUCCCUGUUGUCAAGCACAUUGAAAUGCCAACUGUGGAUGCUUCAAAAGCACACCGUACUGCACAGGCCUUCAUUCAGAAGGGUCUGCUGGAUAAGGCCCAUGAAAACCUGAAAGAAGCAGUCUUCUUGUUUGGUAGAGUGUGUGACCUGAACCCUGAGGCCUGUUAUUGCCACAACCUGUUGGCCAAGGUGGCCUUCGUGCAGGGCAAAGCAGCUGAGGCUCGCAGUAUCCAGCUGAAAGCAGUGGUCAUCAGUGAGAGAGUUUUUGGCUUUGACCAUCCAAACACAAUCCAGCAAUAUGCCCUCUUGGCUGUGUAUGUGUUUGCUGGAGGGGAGACGGCCCUGGCCCAGAAGUGUCUUCUCAGAGCUCGUCUGUUAAUGCUAACAGUCCACGGAGAGGACCAUCCCUACAUCGCAACACUGGAUACUUGUCUUGGGUUGGUGCUGACCGGGGAUCAGAAAGAGCAGUUCUUAAAGAACGCCCUCAGACUCAACACCUCCUUCUUCGGCCCCUCACAUGUGCAUACUGCUCUCAAUCAGCACCUGUUGGCCCAGUGGAUGUGCAGCAAGGGAGAAUACAGAAGUGCUAUGACCCAUGAGAAAGAGGCGCUCACUGCUUUUACUUCCAUGGUCAGUAUAUCUGCUUGCGAGAUAGGAGACAAAGAGGGGGGUGAGAUAGUAAUAGCUGUGGAAGGAGAGCGAUAUGAUGUACAUGUCAGGGAGAGGAAGCGCUAUGCUGUGUACUGGGAGCAAGGCCCCACUGAAGUACGCCGCUGUUCCUGGUUCUAUAAAGGAGAUAAAGACACCAGGUUCAUGCCGUACCCUGAGGACUUCUGCAAGAACCUGGAGGAGGCCUAUAUGAUUGCAGUCACCUUGAACGAAUGGAAGAGGAAACUGGAGUUUCCCAAUGGAGAAACUGUCAUCUUACACAAUCCCAAGCUGAUAAUGCAGUAUCAGCCAAUGGGAUUGCAGGAUGAGUGGGUGUCCUCCCCCUCGGAGCAGACCCGGCCUCGAACAGUCAAAAGGGGAGUGGACAACAUCUCUGUAGAAAUACCUGAUGGUGAACCAGAAAAGGUGGAUCACCUUGUCUUUAUGGUCCAUGGCAUCGGCCCUGCCUGUGACCUGCGCUUCAGAUCCAUCAUACAGUGUGUAAAUGACUUCAGGAGUGCUUCCCUGUCCCUCUUGGCCUCUCACUAUAAGCGUGCCCAGCAGGAUGGCCAGGUAGGAAGAGUGGAGUUCCUCCCAGUCAACUGGCACAGCGCUUUACACGGAGAUGCCACUGGUGUGGACGAGGAUAUCCAGAGGAUCACUCUCCCCAGCAUCAGCAGGCUGAGACAUUUCACCAACGACACUCUGCUGGACCUGUUUUUCUAUAACAGCCCCACCUACUGCCAGACCAUAGUGGACACAGUGGCCUCAGAGAUCAACAAGCUCCACACCCUCUUCAAACAGAGACACACAGAGUUCAAUGGGGCCAUUUCAGUAGUGGGCCAUAGCCUGGGUUCACUGAUCCUGUUUGACCUGCUAACCAAUCAGAGGACUGGAUCAGAAGCCAGAGAGGGGGUUCCCUCUGGUGAGCCCUUUCGUCUGAGCGGUGACACACUGCAGGAGACUCUGACCAGACUGGACCUACAGCAAUACCUGGAUACACUACAGGCAGAAAACCUAGACCUGGAAUCACUGGCUCUUUGCCAAGACGGUGAUCUCAAAGAUUUAGGAAUUCCUCUUGGACCUCGGAAGAAGAUCCUGAACUACGUCAGGAGAAAAUGGCUUUCAGAGAAUUGUAAGACGGGGGGAGUACAUCUGCCACCAGGGUUGCAAGUUCCACCUCAAGUGACCAGCGAUCACGAUGGAGACCAAUCUUCAGGAGUGACGACGCCGCAGUCCCAGUUCCACAGGGCGCAGUCUGUCACCAGUGCCGUGGACUACGAAUACUUUAACGUCGGCAUCGGACAGGUAUCCAUUGAUUACCCACAGCUGGCUUUCCACCCUCAAACAUUUUUUGCAUUUGGCUCUCCUAUUGGAAUGUUCCUGACCGUUCGUGGGCUCAAACACAUCGAUCCCAACUACACCUUCCCAACCUGCAAGAGCUUUUACAACAUCUACCACCCGUAUGACCCCGUGGCCUAUCGGUUAGAGCCCAUGAUUGUAACAGAGGUGGAUCUAGAGCCCAUGCUGAUCCCUCAUCAUAAAGGCCGCAAGAGAAUGCACCUGGAACUAAAGGACAGCUUGACCCGUAUGAGCAUGGAUUUGAAGAACAAUGUUUUGGGAUCGUUACGGACGGCGUGGCAGUCCUUUGCGAGACUACCAGUUGCUGCACUGCCCCCAGUGGACGAUGGAGACACUACAAUAGCGGGACACCUCCAAGAGACACAGGCCUCAGCGGCAGUCACUGAUUCUGCUAAGAGGGACGGGAAAAGUGCUGAUAUUUGGACUAAAAUACUGGAGUGGCCCAGGGCCCUUCAUAAGCAUUACUUCAAAGGAUCGUGUGACGAGGUAGAGUCCUCAGUAUCAGCAGAGCAGAGGGAGCAGUCUGAGAUUAAAGUGGGGAUGUUGAAUGGAGGACGAAGGAUCGACUUUGUACUUCAGGAAAAACCCAUCGAGAGCUUCAACGAGUACCUGUUUGCCAUCCAGUCACAUCUGUGUUACUGGGAAUCUGAAGAUACUGCUCUCCUGCUGCUGAAGGAGAUCUAUGACAAGCUAGGUGUGGCCUUUGAACAGCCACAACAGUAAUACAGUUUAAUAAUUGUAGACUUGCUUUCUAACAUGACAUUAACCUCAAAGGUAGAAAGUGAAGGACAGCUGUCAGAGCCAGAGGCCGCACAAUCCUCUUCCAUAAUGCCUUACCGUCUGGGUGUUACCUGACUGCCCCGCCUUCUCCUUCUUUGACAAUGGAGACUGUUUGGCUGCAGUCAGGCGAUCUUGGUUCAGAUAUCUCAGUGAACCUUCAUUUGAGGUUGCUGUGGCUUCUUGGUGCUGCCUAAACUCCCACUGCAGGAAUGGUGUCCGAUAUUUGUUUCAGAUCCAGCCGAACAUCAGUGUCAUGCUCCUAGUUGCACUUUUCCCAUUCAUUCUUCAUUUGACAUUACUUUGCACUUUUAUUUUUCCAACAAUUUAAUAUCAUGCAUACAGCUGCAGCUGAAUAAUUAUUUAAAAAAUAUGUAUCAUGAUAACCAGAAGACAAAAACAAGUUGCGUAUCAAUGUAUUUGACAACAAAACAUUUUUUUUAUCUCAGAAUAUAUAUGUAUAGAUAUAUAUAAAUUAGAUUAUAAUCUUUAAAAAAAUAAUAUUCCCAGCCCUAUGUAAAGCCUCCAGAUAUGUAGAACUAUUAUUAUAAUUAAAUUGACAAUAGACAAGUCUUUCGCUCAGUGCUUGCUUUAACUUGUCAUUAUUAAGUACAUUUUGAUUACACAAUGUAAUGACUAAUGUAACUAGAACUGGCUCCAAAAUUUGCCAGAUGACAUCAUUCAAUUUGCAUAUUGAUUACAUCAUUGUCCUUUUAUUUGCAUGAAGCUUAGUGCUUGAGUUGAAAAGUUGUCUAUUUGCCACUUUAACUAUAAGUAUGUUCAACAGGGUAUCUCACCCUUUAAACUUAAGCUGUCUCGACCAAGGAAGCUCUCCCUUAGCCUCCCAGUAGACCUUCAUAAAUAAACAGGUCCGAUGGUUUCAUUUGUUUGACUAUAACCAGUCAAUAUGAAAUGUUUAGGUUCUAAAGGGAAAUUAAGGUUGAUAUUUUGUAUCCUGGCAGCUCCAUUUGUGCAAUAUGACAAUGAUGUUGAGGUCACUUGUUUUUCCUUUCACAGAUGUAAGCAAGUGAAGUUCAUCUUGCCUUCUAAUAAUAUUUAUUAUUGCACUUGCAAUAUGAAUUUCAGUUUAAACAAAUUGGCACCUGUGUCUAAAUGAAGGGAUCCUGAUGAAUAAUUUAGUCAGAAAUUAAGUAGAAAGAUGCAUGUGCUUGAAAGGACAAGCUGGUUGUCUUGUCCAUAGUUUGUGUAUGUAUGUACUGGAUGUGCGGUGAGUACAGUAUUAUAUUACUGUACAGAAAGGCCAGUUCCACUUCAUCUCCCAGAGGUCUGUGCCAUUCCUCCUCUAUCACUUUUGACACAAAAGUCCUUCGUUCUCUAAUUCCUAACAGCAGUGUGUCUGUGUGUGUGUGUGUGUGUGUGUGUGUGUGUGUGUGUGUGUGUGUGUGUGUGUGUGUGUG